Molecule: messenger RNA, 930 nt
Organism: Passer domesticus (house sparrow)
Lineage: Eukaryota; Metazoa; Chordata; Aves; Passeriformes; Passeridae
Molecular function (GO): catalytic activity
Source: RefSeq, a predicted model, not a curated record
AUGGGUAACAAACAAGAAGAGCUGGAGGCCAUGGUGCAUCAGCAGGACUAUGAUGUAGUUGCCAUCACAGAAAUGUGGUGGGAUGACUCACAUAGUUGGAGCACUGCACUGGAUGGCUACAAGCUCUUCAGAAAAGACAGAAAAGGGAGAAGAGGUGGAGGGGUGGCCCUUUAUAUUAGGGAGGUUUUGGAUGUCACAGGUAUUGAGACUAAUGAUGAUGAAGUUGCGUCCCUAUGGGUAACUCGUCUGAUGGAUGCAGGAAAGGCUGUGGAUGUUGUCUAUUUAGACUUCAGCAAGGCCUUUGAUACUGUUUCCCACAGCACACUCCUGGAAAAGCUGGCAGCCCCUGGCUUGGAUAGGAGCACUCUUCGCUGGGUUAGGAACUGGCUGGAUGGCCGGGCCCAGAGAGUGGUGAAGGCCAACAGCAUCCUGGCCUGCAUUAGGAUGUGUGACCAGCAGGAGCAGGGAGGUCAUUCUCCCCCUGUACUCGGCACUGGUGAGGCCACAUCUUGAGUACUGUGUCCAGUUCUGGGCCCUCAAUUUAGGAAGGAUAUUGAGAUACUUGAGCGUGUCCAGAGGAGAGCAACGAGGCUGGUGAGGGGCUUGGAAAACAAGCCCUACGAGGAACUUUUGAAGGAACUGGGGUUGUUUAGCCUGGAGAAGAGGAGGCUUAGAGGUGACCUUAUUGCUCUCUACAACUUCCUGAAGGGAGGUUGUAGACAGGUGGGGGUCGGUCUCUUCCACCGGGCAGCAACUGACAGAACAAGAGGACACAGUCUCAAGCUACGUCAGGGAAGGUAUAUUAGGAAACAAGUUUUCACUGAAAGAAUAAUAAAGCACUGGAAUUCUCUUCCCAGGGAGGUGGUGGAAUCACCAUCUCUAGAUGUGUUUAAAAAAAGACAGGACAUGGCACUUCGUGCUAUAGUCUAG